This is a messenger RNA of Pocillopora damicornis (cauliflower coral), 571 nucleotides long. RefSeq lists its product as uncharacterized. The record is from RefSeq and is a predicted model, not a curated record. NCBI's taxonomy places the organism in Eukaryota, Metazoa, Cnidaria, Anthozoa, Scleractinia, Pocilloporidae.
AUAGCUCACAGUUCUUCAACGUCUCUCGAGGAGAAAAAUACCAGCAAAGCAUUUUCAGUUUUGUACAGGAAUAAAAGCUAGGAAUUAACCGUUUUGAAGAAAGAGAGCCAAAAUGGUGGAUAACGGAGAUUCUGUAAAGGGGUCCGUUCAAGAUUCGCUUGAUGAUAAAAAGACGUUACCAACCCCUUUUCAAGAGACUGGUAAUCGACAAGUUUCAGAGCUAGCCCCUCAUCGUCAACCACGGGGAAUUGAAGCUGAAAAUCCAUCAGCAACAAAAAAGCUGGCCGAAGUAAUAGCAGCCCUGCUUGUACUUAUGUUUAACUUGCCGGGGGGAUCCUUCGCCAUUGUUCUGAGUACAGCGCGUACAGUGGUUCAAUAUAUGCAAAUACCACCCGUAGACAUUGAACGACGAGACAAAAUGAAACGUGACGUAGAAGAAAUUCAACUUAAUAUGAAGCAAAUAUGCAAUGACGAGACCAAACUGGAGGACAAGUUUGGCAACUUCCCUUACCAUUCAACCGUCGACUUGAUAAAGUGGGAAUGGGAUUUGAGAAUCCUAAGGGGUCGUUUA